AUGGCGCGGUCACUUCUGUUUCUGCUGGCCUUCGGCGCCGCUUCCGGCGCCCCGCGGCUGGCCGACUGGGCCAGAGCCAGGAGACGCAGCAAGCAGCUUCAUGUGGAAGUUGACCCGCAUGGCUCAAUCCAUGAAGAGCGCGAGUCCAGGCGCCUGCUGGAGCUGCAGACGGUGCCACAAGACCAAGGUUCUGCGAACGAUGUGACGACGACAACUGCUGCGGGAAGCAACGAUGUGACGACGACAACUGCAGCGGGAAGCGGUAAGGAUGUCAGUCCUUUGGACGAAGACAAGCCUGUCACCUGCCGCAAGGAGUUGGAUCCCGGGGAGGAUGGCCAAGUGGACGGCAAGAACGACAAGACCAAGCUGGUCUGCACACAAGGCGGAGAGGUGGUGAAGCCUUGGAAGUGCGAGCCGGGGCAGAGCAUCUGCUGCAACCCCCGGAUGAAGGAGUCCUACUACCUUCGAUGCCUCGCGCGGGAAUGCUACAAGGUGCAGUCGGACCCCCUGUGCAAAGAGCACAAGAUGUGCACCUUGAAGUGUCAGAACAACUGCUGCUGCUUCGUGGCUGGGACAGCAUGGACGGUCAACACAGUGUACAGGAACGUCGAGCAAAAGGCCUUGGUGAUCAUGAUGGCUCUUCUGGGCACCAUGAACAUGGAGGAUGAGCAGAACUUCAGCGACAACUCUACCAAGCGCGAGGAGCCGGGGGCGCAGGAAAAGUGGAUGAAAGCCACAUGCUCGGAGGCGAUGUACUUGCUGGCGAUCAUGCCUUUCGCGGGCCUCAGCUUGUCGCUGAUCUACGAGUGGGCCAAGAAAGCCGCGGGCAAGAUGGGCGUCGGAGGCAUUCGUACCGACGAGAUGACCAAAGAACAGCGAGAAGAGUGGAUGCAAGAGGAGAAGAACAGGCAGAAAAUGAAGCUGGAUGAGUACCUUACAGAGAAGGAACAAGAUGGCCUCGGUGGCAUCUUGCAGCUGGUGGUCACGGAAGUCUCGGGCAUGAGCAACGCCAAGUGGGUGGUCACCCAGGCUCUGAGCCUCUCGCUCUACCAUUUUCUGGUCACCGAGCCAGUGGAGACCAAUGUAUGUGCCCUUGGCAAGACGGGACGGCUCAUGGUACUCCUCAGGAGGCCGCUGAACCCAAGCUCGGAGUCAGCCAAGCUGCUGAAGGGCGUGGGCACGUUGAUCAUGCUUCUCUCUGCGGUGGCUUUGAUCUACUUCCGCACCAUCGAGCGCAUGCUCUACCUGGCCACCAACUAUCCCACCCCCUCUGUGCGAGCGCGCCUGGCACCCAUCAAGCCGAUCGCAGACCUGAUCACGGGCAAGGUGUACCUGUACACCAUCGCGGCCGCCGUGGCGAUGUGGAUCAUGAACUUCAUCUUCUUCAAGGCCACCAUCAAGUCUUGGGGCCACAGCGACGCCAAGAACUACUACGAGUCGGAGAACGCCUGCUGUGCCCAGUACUUCCGCAGUGGAACCAAAGCGACGCCCUGGGCAAAGCCCCGGCGCGUGGGCGGCAUGAGGAUUUUCUUUGGCCCGUAUCCUAUGCCCCACAUCUUCUGGGAGCUGGGCAAAGACUGGCACUUCUUGCGGUGCUUGGAACCUCUGCCAAAGCUUCCGGCGGAGUACGACAACGGAGGCUAUCCCAGCUCCGGCGGUAGCCCAUCUGGACCCGAGGAGACCAUGGGCUUCCUGCAGCUCUUGCUGGGUCUCAUGAACACUUUCCUGGGCACGCUGGGCCUUUUCUUCUUCGGUGUGAACCUCUACAACUUGCUCAUGAACAUCCAGAACUGCCCCACGGGGGUUGUCCUGGCGCCCUGCAUCACCCAGGGCGCCUGUGCCGGAGUUGUGCGUACUCCCUGGUUCGCGCACUACAUCGUGUCCAACAAGCUGAUGGUGGCGGAAGACCUUGCCAGAGAGGCGGUCAAGGCGGAUGUGCCCAUCAAGGAGGUUGCCAAAUGGAUAGGCGUGGAGACAGUGGGCCAGGCCAAAAAGAUCAUCAUGGAGGUGGCGCAGGAUUCCUGCCAAGCUAUGUACGAGGGGCUGAUCAUUGGGCCCAAUGACACGAUGAAUGGCAUGCAUGCGGACUGGCUGGGCAAGCAGCAUGCAACCUACUACCUGGAGCAGAUCAAGAACAAGAAUCUGAACAUCACGUGGCAGGCAAAAAUGUACAGUUGCCACGGCUGCGUCCGCUGCAUGACACUCUUCUACUUCACCGACGUCCAGAAUGUGGUGGAGCUAAUUGAGAUCUUCCUGCUCAUUAUCGCGAGCUAUUUCAGCGCCUUGCUGGCGUCCAUGAUGGGGAACGUCUUGGAAAACUGCCCCAUGAUCGACGUCCACUUCGAGGCAGAUCCAACUCAGAAGCAGUCCGUGGACUUGCACUACACGGAGAAAAGCUGCCUGAGUAUGAUUGGCCGGACCUUCUUUUUCCGCUACCACUACUGUGGGGUGCCCAAGCACAUGGAGUACCAGGAGGAGGGCAUGCGGAAGCAGGUCCAAAAAGGCUUGCGGGACACGAAGAAGCUGACGGAUCCUUUCCAGGAGGUGGACAAGGCCGCCACCUGGGAUUUCUACAACCUCUUCGACGCCACCGCGACGCGGCGCUUCAACGUGCACCGGGAGCUCUUGGGACUUUUGGAGGGCGAGGAGGUGGUGAACGCUUGGACGGUGCCGCCCCGACUCACCCGCAGCUGA
This is a messenger RNA of Effrenium voratum, 2694 nucleotides long. The record is from the annotation of a GenBank genome assembly. Lineage: Eukaryota; Dinophyceae; Suessiales; Symbiodiniaceae.